AUGAACGAAACAGUAAAUUUCCCAGGGAAUCAGGCUGAUUAUACGGGCGUAUACGCUGUUACGAAGAAUCAGGGACUUUUGGCCUGCCAUAAUGGACUCAAUGAUUCUGCCUUUCCAGAAGCUGUCCAAGGAAACAUCACCUGCGCCGAAUAUCAUUUUCCAACGUUUGUCAAGCCCUUUGUCAAGUUUUUAUGGGUUAUUUUCUCCUUUCAAAUGCUGCUAACCGUCUUCUGGACGCGUUUCUUUUGGUUGUAUCCGAAAAUCCGGCGGAGUAUUUUCAAGUUCACGGAUGCAAACAGAGGUGGUUCAAAAUCUGCUAUCAGUGGUGCUCGAGAUUGGAUUCAGCGCAAUAUUUGUUGUUUUAUGCCCAGAAAACUUAUCGGUCUUCCAACCACAAUUUUAAAGCAAGCAACAGGCGUCCCGGAAGUAGACGGAAACGCUGAGAACAGCUACGCAUUUUAUCGCGAUUUCUGGGCGCAACCGAUCACCGAGCAGGACGUUCGAUUUGGCCACAAGAUCUUUCGUCUUCCCAAUCCCUUCAAGUGGAAAUGGCUGUUCAGGCUCGACAGCUCGCUUUCACCCAAAAGUCGCAUUAUCAUCAGCUACACCCUUAUUCUGACGUCAAUCCUUGGAUUACUUGCAGACUUCUUCAUUGACAUUAUGUUUUUGCAGGAUUUGUCGACGGAGACCCUCAUGGAUAUUAAAUAUAUUCAUAUCACACCUGGAGCAGUAAAGGCCAUGGCAUUAUACGAAAUCCCAGUGAUGUUUGCGACACCUUUGACUGCCUACGUCGUUUACAAGAUGGCUUGGUCGCACAACAUUCAGUCCAAUCUUAUUGGCGAAGUGCUCAUUAUUUCUCUCGGCUAUGUUCUCGAAGACGGCCCAGAAAUGUUCCUCCAGUACUUCUACGUCGACAAAUAUUCCGGGACAGAUUACUCAUAUCCAGACAAUUUUGCUACUUCUGGGCGAGCGACGGUUCUGAUGAGUUCCUUUAUUUCCCUGAUGAUCGCCUUGUUCAACAUCGUUAACCUACUCUCACUCUAUGGAGAAUUCCGACUGUAUCUUCGAUUCAGAAGCUUUAGAAAUACGCUCAAUCCUCGAAGCACCACUACACUUCUCAUUGUCCCGGAGACUGGAUCUACUGGACCCGACACACUUCGUCAGGCAGCUGAUCCAGAAAGGGUUGAAAAGCUCAUUCCCAUCGUUGCUGAACUCCGGCAAAUCGCUAAGGAAGAACAAAUGAAGGAAAAACUCGCUUAUGAUUUGUACCUUAUCGAACGCGAACUAGAAAAACUGGACAAAAAGUCGAGGCGGCCAACGAGAAUGACAUUCCGGGAGCGAUUACAGAUGCAGGAAAAGGAAUACGAAAAACAGCUGAAAGAACAGGGUCAAGCAGCGCGGAAAGAAAAUAAGCGAGAAAUAAGCAAAAUCAUCAACGAGGAGCACGAUCAAAUCAAGAGCCUAAUCGUCGCUGUAUUUGUUCUGAUCGGGGUGCUCCCGUUCAUUGCGAAUUUAAUGCGUUUGGCUUCGUCGGCCUAUCAAAUUUUCAAAUCUCGUAAAUACAUGGACAAGUGCUUGAAAUACAACUUGGUUCAAAACGCCACAGAUCCAUCAAAUUGGAUCGCCACCGUCACUCAACCGGACAUAUUCGACUUUGCUUGUUACAAAGUUACAGAUUACCCGCUCGUCUUUGGAAACUUCUUCGCUCUUGGUGCGCAUUUUAUUCUUUUGGUUACUAUUGGAAUAAUUUAUAUAAUCCCGCAGUCUCCUUUGAAGGAGUUUAUAUCCGAGGACUCAGACACAGAAAGCGAAGACUCUGGCGAUGAUCAGAAUAGAGAGUACGGGCAGAUGCGCCGCAAAGCUAUCAAAAGACGAAAGUCCACUAGAACUCCAGCUGGCAGAACUAAUCGAGCAAAAAGUGCCUUGGAUGGUGACUUGAGGAAGAAAUAUCAAAAACAAGUUUCUAGAUCAAAAUCAGUCAUGAGUUCGCCGCAAAGCUCCUUCAAAAAUUUCAACAAGCCGUUGCCAGAAGAGCCGCGAUCAGACGGCGUCAUCAUCAGAAACGAUAUUCUGGAAACGAGGGGAUCUUCAGUUUCAGAAACUCAAACUCAAAAUCCACCCGAAAAGUCGAUUAUAAAAUUGCAAAAUCGAAAUGUUUUCUUUCUUGGGCUUGCGUUUUUACUUCUUUAUACUGCAUUUCAAACCAUGAAUGGAAUCCUCCAGACGGUGCUGGAUAGCUACUACGCUCAGCAUCCUGAUCAUGGAGCGGAAGUCAAUGGUCUAGUCAGUUUGGGCAUUUUCUAUGGCGUCUGCGCUCUGUCUGUUUGGUUUGCGCCUUGGGUGAUUACGUUAAUGUCUCCAGUAGCGGGGACAGUUCUGAUAACGAAUUCUAAUCCAGAAACGAUCAGUAGAAAUACAGGCAUCUUCUUUCUCAUGUUCGAAAGCUCACUCUUCGUCGGAAACACGUUUAUUUAUUUCACAUUUGACGGAGCGGAGUACAUUUCCGACAGCACGCGGGUGGUGGUGUUCAGCUGCCUAACCGCUGUCUCGUUCCUCGGCUUGUUAACCUUGUUCCUGAUCCGACCGCUGCCAGAAGCACAAGUUGCGAAUUCCAGCAACGCGCUAGAAAGUCAAGACGAAAGUGACACCGCGCAAUUGGUCGAAAACGAUGCUCAAGUCCUGUUUCAAAUUGUCGUCUGGGCGUACAACGGCUUAGAGAUAACAUUUUGGAGUGGAAUUUUGCCCACAUGCAUUGGCAACACCAUGGCGCUACCGAAUAGAUACAGUGUUGUUGGAUUGUCGGGAAUCGUGGUUGGAGUUGGCGAAAUGAUUGGGGCCUUUUUGACGAUGAUAACAGGAAAAAGAUCAGAUCCGCCUCGUGGGCCUUUGAUCAUUUUCGGCAUGAUUUGCCAAGGAAUCGGCUUCUACUUGUGCCUACUGUAUUUGCCGGACGACAGUACGACCUCCCGCAUUGGAACGUUUUCGCCGACUUGGGCUGAACCCUCCACCGCGUCAAUCUUGGCGACCGCAUUUUUCCUCGGAUUAGGCGACUCAAUGUAUCAAAACCAAAUCGUCUCCUUGAUCGGAUUGAUUUUCCCAGAGGAGGAGAACGCUUCCGCUUCUUUUGCCCUCUUUCAGUUCAUUCAAUGUCUUGCCGCCGCGAUCGCUUUUUUCUACUCUGUCUAUGUGGGACUAAUGUACCAGCUGCUUAUUUUGGUCGUUUUCAUGCUCGUUGGAACGAGUUGUUUUCUAUACUUGGAAAUUAAAUACGCGAAAAAAUUCCCUGUCGGUGAAGAAUCCUGA
Molecule: messenger RNA, 3303 nt
Organism: Oikopleura dioica
Lineage: Eukaryota; Metazoa; Chordata; Appendicularia; Copelata; Oikopleuridae
Source: the annotation of a GenBank genome assembly